Molecule: messenger RNA, 1402 nt
Organism: Marmota flaviventris (yellow-bellied marmot)
Lineage: Eukaryota; Metazoa; Chordata; Mammalia; Rodentia; Sciuridae
Source: RefSeq, a predicted model, not a curated record
GGCUGCGUACUGGCUGUGGGAUGGGAAGUGAAGCCCCAGCGAGCGGCUGCGGCGGGGCUGUGAGGAGCAGCCAGGGGGAGGCGGCGGCGGCUGGUCGGUGAGCAGCUGGAGAGAGCGGAGCCGGGGCGGAGCACCUGCAGGCACGGGCGGCGGCUCCACCAUGGCGAUUCGCAAGAAGAGCACCAAGAGUCCCCCGGUCCUGAGCCAUGAAUUCAUCCUGCAGAAUCACGCGGACAUCGUCUCCUGUGUGGCGGCGAUGGUCUUCCUGCUGGGGCUUAUGUUCGAGAUAACAGCAAAAGCAUCUAUCAUUUUUGUUACUCUUCAGUACAAUGUUACCCUCCCCACAACAGAAGAACAAGCUACUGAAUCAGCAUCCCUUUAUUACUAUGGUAUCAAAGAUUUGGCUACAGUUUUCUUCUACAUGCUAGUGGCGAUAAUUAUUCAUGCCAUAAUUCAAGAGUAUGUGUUGGAUAAAAUUAACAGGCGAAUGUACUUCUCCAAAACGAAACACAGCAAGUUUAAUGAAUCUGGUCAGCUUAGUGCAUUCUACUUUUUUGCUUGUGUUUGGGGCAUAUUCAUUCUAGUCUCUGAAAACUACAUCUCAGAUCCAACGAUCUUGUGGAGGGCUUAUCCCCACAACCUUAUGACAUUUCAAAUGAAGUUUUUCUACAUAUCACAGUUGGCUUACUGGUUUCAUGCUUUCCCUGAACUCUACUUCCAGAAAACCAAAAAAGAAGAUAUUCCUCGUCAACUUGUCUACAUUGGUCUUUACCUCUUUCACAUUGCUGGAGCUUAUCUUUUGAACUUGAAUCAUCUGGGACUCGUUCUUCUGGUGCUACAUUAUUUUGUUGAAUUUCUUUUCCACAUUUCCCGCUUGUUUUAUUUUAGUGAUGAAAAGUAUCAGAAAGGAUUUUCUCUGUGGGCAGUUCUUUUUGUUUUGGGAAGACUUCUGACUUUAAUUCUUUCAGUACUCACUGUUGGUUUUGGCCUUGCAAGAGCAGAGAAUCAGGAACUGGAUUUCAGUACAGGAAACUUCAACAUGUUGGCUGUUAGAAUCGCUGUUCUGGCAUCCAUUUGCAUUACCCAAGCAUUCAUGAUGUGGAAGUUCAUUAAUUUUCAGCUUCGGAGGUGGAGGGAACACUCUACUUUUCAGGCACCACCUGUAAGGAAGAAACCAACAGUGACUAAAGGCAGAUCUUCUAGAAAAGGAACAGAAAAUGGUGUGAAUGGAACAGUAACAUCAAAUGGAGCAGACUCUCCCCGUAAUAGAAAAGAGAAAUCUUCAUAAUGAAUUAUAAACUAAUUGAUCAAUGUCCCCAAAGAAAUCUGCUUUUUACUAUAUCUUUCAGCACUAGAAAUUUUUCUGUUCUUGAAAAUACAGUUUGUGCUUUGAUUCUUGCUA